Messenger RNA from Caenorhabditis elegans, 1151 nucleotides. It is a transcript of the gene dnc-2, whose product is annotated as putative dynactin subunit 2. The record is from RefSeq and is marked reviewed. Gene Ontology annotation, biological process: microtubule-based process. NCBI's taxonomy places the organism in Eukaryota, Metazoa, Nematoda, Chromadorea, Rhabditida, Rhabditidae. Gene Ontology annotation, cellular component: centrosome; membrane; cytoskeleton.
AAACUCUCAAAUCUUGCGUCAAAAUGUCAUCUAUUGGAAAAGAAGAUAUCUACGAGUCUGACGGAGCUGCAAGUCAAGUUCAAAAAAGUGAACCUGAAAAUGACAAUCCAACUCAUCCGGAUAUCGAACUGAUUUCGGUUGACGUUGACGAAGCUCUCAAAAAGUACAAAAACCGGGUACUGAACUUGACUUCAAGCGAUUUUUCUGACUCGAUUGCUAAAAAGCGGCGACACGCAUUUGGAAACAAUCAAUACGUAUUGGAAGUUACUGGUGCAGGAUUUUCGGGAACCGAGACUGCAGCCGAAAAACUGAAUCGCAUUUUGUACGAAGUCGCCGAUCUGAAUGAACAAAUUCGUGCUGAUGAAAAUCUUAAAACGGAUUUGCUCAACGCUGAGGUUCUUGAGAAUCUAGAGAAAGAAGUGAAAACGUUGCAAGUGGCUCAGUCAAAUGGAAAAACUGCACGAGUUGAGCAUGAUGUUGAGUUACCAAAUGUUCGCACUGACUCGAAAGUGGCAACUCUUGAAAAUAGGUUGAGAAGAAUCGAACAAGUUAUUGGAAGUUCGGUUAUUCCAUCAGCUCCCGUACUUGACACCAUUGAAGAUCUCAAACUCAGAUGCGAAACGCUUAAUCAUUCGUAUGUCUCCGGUCUUGAACAACGUUUGAAUAUGAUGCUUACCAAACUUGAAAAAAUCGACGAGACACGCGCCAACAAUGAUAUCGACGAGAAUCUUGACAAGAAAGUUGAUGAAAUUCUGGAGCUUAUGCAAAAAUGGGAUGUCGCUUGCUCAUCUCUUCCAAGCAAUGUUAAUAAGGUUAAAGCAUUGAACCGUCUUCACGAACAAGUUCAACACUUUGCCGGUGGACUAUCACAUUUGAAAACUAUCAGAGAAAAACUCGAAAAGGAAGUCGCGCAAGGAAGAGAAGCGAUUAUCGAGUAUGAGUCCCAAGGAAAGCAAGAAAUCGGGUCAGUGGUUGAAAAGCUGAAGCUUCUCGAGGCAAAAGUGGCAGAUUUGAAGUGAUUUUAUCGACCUUUCUAGAGAAACAAUUCAUAAUUUAUUGUGUACGGACAAUGCAACAUUAACUAAUCUGUUCGAUAUAUUUAUGUGCUUUAUUUUUGCUUUCCAUAUUUCCGAAUGAACCAAUCUCUAUUC